AAAACGUAAAUAAAAGAUUUAAGGAAAGUGUAAGAGAUGGCAGGAAUUAAACAACGCACAGCUUGGACGGACAACGACGAAAGUGUUUUGAUUGAUUUGUGGUGUGAACGAGCUGGAGAUUUGCGACGCGUUAAGGGCAAUUCACACAUCUAUGCUGAUAUAUCUGUGCAAAUGGGACAUAAAUUUACCCCAAACGAAGUGCAUGUUAAAAUACGGAACCUUACACAAAAAUAUAGAAAGGAAAAGAAAAAAGUUGUGCUCUCGGGGGGCAGCCCAUCGGGGUGGAAACAUUUUGACGCAGUCCAUCAAAUAAUCGAAUUGACAGCAGCCAAUGUUACAGAAACUUAUGAAUCGUUUACUGUGUCAUAUAUACCUACAGCAUCACCAGUAGCAAUGUCAUCUGCAGUACCGGUAGCUGAACUGCUUUGUGCGCCAGUAAUAGCAUCGACCAGCUCGCCAUCACUGUGGAAACUGGAUAGCUCAAUAUCAGCAGCCGGUACAUUUAGAAAGAGGAAUUAUAUGGGUGAAAUAAUAAAAGUGGCAAAAGAGCAAAAUGAAUUGCUGAAGACGGUGGUAGAGGAUGGGAAAAAAUUGACUGAAAGAGUUGUUAAUGCUAUCGAACUACAAAGUAACAAUACCAAGGAGUUCAUAGAGAUUAUGAAAAGUCUUUUAGAAAAAAUGUUAAAAAAAAAGUAUGAAAACGCUUAAGUGAGUUGCUUUCAAAUAUAUACGAAUCAUUAUUUCUUCCUGUGGAUCCUAAGUUUUAUGUAUGUAUAUAUACUUUAAUCUGCAAGUAAUAUAAAAAUGUAAACACAUGUGUAUGAAAAUAAAUCACA
Molecule: messenger RNA, 836 nt
Organism: Bactrocera tryoni
Lineage: Eukaryota; Metazoa; Arthropoda; Insecta; Diptera; Tephritidae
Exons: 4
Coding region: 37-708 (223 amino acids)
Biological process (GO): positive regulation of DNA-templated transcription
Cellular component (GO): nuclear body
Source: RefSeq, a predicted model, not a curated record